Molecule: messenger RNA, 932 nt
Organism: Anopheles maculipalpis
Lineage: Eukaryota; Metazoa; Arthropoda; Insecta; Diptera; Culicidae
Product: leucine-rich melanocyte differentiation-associated protein-like
Exons: 4
Coding region: 96-932 (278 amino acids)
Source: RefSeq, a predicted model, not a curated record
UUUCAACCGUGAACCGGGACCGAGUGUGUAGAUGAAGUUGUUGCGCAAAUUUUGCCCAAAAGUUAACUGAAAGGGUCAUCUACCUACGCCCCAAAAUGAUAUUUUUCGUCGACAAUUACUCCACUAUGGACGAGGACGAUGAGCUGUAUCUGAGCUAUGACUGGUCAUCGGACGCGAUGUCGAUCAAAAGCGCAGGAAGUGAUUCAAGCCGAUCCGAGGAUUGUGAUCAGAAUGGAGAACGACUCUCGCUGGCGUAUGAACGUUUGUCCCAGAUCCCGCGCAAAAUCGCAGAGAAAUUCUCCCGCACAACUACUAUUUUGGAUUUGAGCUACAACGAAAUCAAAGACCUAUCCUUUCUGACGCACUUCCGACAGUUGAACACGCUCAUAUUGGACAAGAACGUACAGCCGGACGAGCGGACGUUGCCCACACUUCCCAACCUGGAGCUGCUAUGGCUCAACCACUGUGAUAUCAAUAACCUGCAGAACUGGAUCUACCGCAUCCGAGAAUGCUGUCCAUCGCUAAAGUACCUAUCGCUGAUGGGUAACCCGGGUGCGACCUCCUCCUUCAACGGUAACUCUACCCUCGAACACAACGACUACCGGCUGUUCGUGAUCAGUAUUUUGCCACAGUUGCGCCAUCUGGACGAUAGCGAAGUAACGGCAGCACAGCGCACACAGGCCAAAACCUUCAAACAGACUUACAACCUCAACCAAGGACCGUACAACAUCUUCGAGACUGUGGGACGCCGUCAACAGCCAGUACUGCUCCCAGCUGCACCAGUCCCUCCAACGGAAAACGUUCCCCCCUCUCCUGCGACGGUGACAACAACCGCAACAACGACGAUGACUAGACCUGCACCAAAGCUGGCCACCACACAGAAGAAAAAUCGGAAGCGUCGGAAUGGUGGCACACAAUCGGAAAAUUCCUAA